This is a messenger RNA of Larimichthys crocea (large yellow croaker), 1584 nucleotides long. Its product is annotated as trypsin-3. Gene Ontology annotation, molecular function: serine-type endopeptidase activity. Bases 754 to 1506 code for a protein of 250 amino acids. NCBI's taxonomy places the organism in Eukaryota, Metazoa, Chordata, Actinopteri, Sciaenidae. Gene Ontology annotation, biological process: proteolysis. The transcript is spliced from 6 exons. The record is from RefSeq and is a predicted model, not a curated record.
UUGUGUGGGAACGCAGAGUAGGAAAAAACCCCAGCUGGGAACCUAAAAGAGAGUAACUAGAAAUGGAAAAAGCUGGUAGAAGAGAGGGAAGGACUAGUAACACUUGUUUUGAUUGUUUUCUGUUGAGCCUAAGACAAGACCAAAGUAAAAAAGGAGACAUUAUCCAGCCACAAAUUCCCAAUUCAAUAGGAUUAACGAAAAAACUUCCUUGUCCGAGUCGGGAAUAAAUGUUAUGUCCUGCUACGUCUCAGGUUUAUAGUGCACAAGAGGACAAACAUAUCAUACUCAGACAUCGCAUGAGCUUUUUUCCCCCCUGCCAGCUGUAACAUCAUUAAGUACACCAACAUGUCUGAGAAGUAUAUACUAUCAUUGCUCUGGCUUGUUGGGUUUCAUCUCCGUAAAGGUUCACUUUGUCUCCAUUACAGGACAAAAGACUGAAUCGGUGAGGACAAAGCCCUUAGAAAGAGAGGCGUAAAUGAAAGGGAAGACUGCUGUUUUUUUGGGUGGUUUAUUUUUUUUGUGUCGUACUAGGUCACAUUCUGCUUUCCGUGUGUGAAAGCAGAGUGUAACACUUAGAUAUAUGGAGGACAAUAAGGCGGAACAAUGAGAGUGACAGGCAUGGUUACAGUAUAAAUGGGGCCUGAGAGUUCUCAGGCAUUAUUGUGUAUCCCGGUAUGAGUAUGAGAGUGUGUGUGCCAGUGUGUGGAUGUUGGACUUAAACUGUUUUCUUACUUGACUUGAUAAGUUUCUAAGAUGCCUUCAUCCUGUCACCUCUCACUGCUCCUUCUGCUUGUAAACCUAACAAGUGUGUAUGGGUCCAGAAUCAUCGGAGGUGAAGAGGUAAACCCUUACACCAUCAAGUAUCAAGCCUCCCUCCAAUUCAUGAAUUACCACUUCUGUGGAGGCACCCUCAUCCACCCGCAGUGGGUGUUGAGUGCUGCCCACUGCUGGAGACCGCAACACAUGAUCAAAGUGGUUCUGAGUGAGCACAACCUCCAAAAGAAUGAGGGCCACGAGCAGGUGUUCAGUGUCUCCGCAGUCAUCAGGCACUACCAGUACCAACACUGGUCGUUUGACAAUGAUAUCAUGCUGCUUAAGCUGGACCGUCCAGCUAUCCUCAAUGACAAAGUCCAGGUGGCACUUUUUCCAGAACGUGAUGCACCACCCUUGGCCUCCCUCACCCCGUGCACAGUCAGCGGCUGGGGUGUGACCUCACUCUACAGCUACAGUGUGUCACCUGUGUUGAGAUCUGUUAAUGUGGACUUCUUUCCCAACUGCUGGUACUACUACUACUUCAGGAUCACAGAAAACAUGAUCUGUGCAGGCUCUUUCUUCGGUGGGAAAGACUCCUGUCAGGGUGACUCAGGAGGACCUCUUGUUUGUAACGGUAGAUUUGAGGGCAUUGUAUCCUGGGGCAUCGGCUGCGCCUACGCUUACUACCCUGGUGUCUACACCAAGGUCAGAAACUACGUCGGAUGGAUCGACUGGGUCAUCAACAAAACCUAAUAAGACUCUUAACUAACAAACUCACUUAAGUAAGAAAAAAUUUAAGUACUGAAAUAACUUCCCUCUGGGUAUUUCUGA